AUGAACAACAAAGAACAAACAACUGCUGCUAGUGUCUUAUUCUCCCCGUCCACUACACAUAAACCUAAGCAACCAUUGUCAUCAUCCAUAACUAUUGCUGCAACUGCCAGUAACAGACCAGCAACAAACGCCAGAAGUAACAAUGCUGUGCUGCCCCAACACGUUCGUCGGGUUCUACAAAAUUAUCUUCUGAUCUGGCUUGAUGCAAAUUUUGACGAAUCCAAAGAUGAUUUUAAAAAAACAUUACAGUUUCUACGAAAGAUUGUAGUAUCUAUCACGACAUUUACAAAUCCGCAACAAUGCAAAGAUUUUCUUAGUACAAUUAAGAAUGAAAAAGUGUUUAUGAUUGUAUCCGGUUCACUGGGACAUCAAUUAUUGCCACAUAUUUAUACAUUACCACAAUUAGAUUCUAUUUAUGUCUUUUGUGGCAAUCCAUCGGUUCAUAAAAAAUGGGCUAAAACAAUAUCAAAAGUAAAAGGUAUAUAUAAACAAAUCGAACCGAUUUAUACAGCACUGCAAAUUGAUUGUGAACGAUGUGAUCAAGCUAUGAUCUCGAUCAGUUUUCAUCGCAUUGAUACGUUUUUUAUAUACACACAAUUAUUUAAAGAAGUGCUUCUGGAAAUUGACGAUGAUAACGCUAAAUCCAUUAAAGAUUUUGUUGACUACUGUCGUCUUCAAGACGAUUGCCCUGAAGAUCAGAUUGGAAUGAUCGAACGAGAAUAUCAUCAACAUAAACCUAUUUGGUGGUAUACGGUUUCACAUUUUAUUCGCUCGAUGCUUAAUCGAGGCCUCCGAUUAUUGGAUGUCGGUAUUAUAUUCAAAAUGGGUUUCUUUAUUCGACAAUUACAUCAAUGUAUUGAACAAUUACAUCGAGAACAGCAGUACACGACAACAAUGGCAUCAACUCCAUUUCAAGUAUUUCGGGGUCAGGCUCGUUUGGCUGAUGGUUGGGUAUGA
Rotaria sp. Silwood2 is the source of this 957-nucleotide messenger RNA. NCBI's taxonomy places the organism in Eukaryota, Metazoa, Rotifera, Eurotatoria, Philodinida, Philodinidae. The record is from the annotation of a GenBank genome assembly.